AUGAAAGUUGACUCCAAUACCACAAGAAAAAUCAAUGAUCAUGUAGAAACCACUAUUGAGGAACCACAUGUUGAGUCACAUGUUGAUUCACACGUUGAAGCAAAUGUUGAAACAUUUGUUCCAACAUCCGGUGAUCCACAGACUGAAACCCAUGUUGAACCCACUUUUGUUGAACCUCCCAUUAUAUCCACUGAUCAACCACAUGAUAAAGAAAAUCCUAGUGAAAAAUAUAUAAUGGUUAAGGGACAUACUAUCGAUAUACUUGUUUUGGCUACAAAUGUGAAUGACAUCUUGGAUGAAAAUGAUGAUUGA
Molecule: messenger RNA, 312 nt
Organism: Vicia faba (fava bean)
Lineage: Eukaryota; Viridiplantae; Streptophyta; Magnoliopsida; Fabales; Fabaceae
Source: the annotation of a GenBank genome assembly